AUGCUCCUGCUGCUGCUGAGCCUCCUGCGCGCAGGUGGUUCGUUGUCACAUGAAGAAUCUUGGCUAAUUGUGAAUAAAGGAGAAGGAUUAAGACUGACGUGCAAUGAGGAGGGACCCGUAAUUUGGAAUUUCCAGAACUCGGACCCACUAGCGAAAGCAAGGAGUUCCAAUGAGAAAGAGUGGUACACCAAAAAUGCAACAACCAGAGACAUAGGCAGAUAUAUAUGCAAAAGCAAGGGGAGGAUUGUCAAAUCUUUUUAUGUUUUUGUUAAAGAUCCGGAUGUGCUCUUCCUUGUUGAUUCUCUGAUAUAUGGAAAAGAGGACAGUGACAUUCUGCUGGUGUGCCCAUUGACAGACCCAGAUGUGGCAAAUUUCACCCUGAGAAGAUGUGAUGGCAAACCCCUCCCCAAGAACAUGAUGUUCAUUCCCAACCCCCAGAAAGGCAUCAUCAUAAAGAAUGUGCAGAGGUCRUUCAAGGGAUGCUAUCAGUGCUUGGCAAAGCAAAAUGGAGUGCAGAAGAUUUCAGAACAUAUAUUCCUGAAUGUGAGGCCAGUUCACAAAACUCUUCCAGUCAUUACCUUAUCCAAAACCUACGAGCUUCUCAAGGAAGGGGAAGAAUUUGAAGUUACGUGCAUAAUCACGGACGUGGAUAGCAGUGUGCUAGCAAGUUGGAUUUCUCACAGAAGCGGGAUUGUUACAAGCAAAAGCAGAAAUUUGGGUGAUUAUGGAUACGAGAGGAAAUUAACAUUGAACAUCCGUUCAGUGGGAGUUAAUGAUUCUGGAGAAUUCACAUGCCAGGCAGAAAACCCUUUUGGAAAAACCAAUGCCACAGUAACCUUGAAAGCGCUAGCUAAAGGAUUUAUCCGUUUGCUUGCAACAAUGAAUACCACAAUAGAUAUCAAUGCAGGACAAAAYGGAAAUUUAACAGUUGAAUAUGAGGCAUAUCCAAAACCGAAGGAAGAAGUGUGGAUGUACAUGAACGAAACACUGCAGAAUUCUUCAGAUCAUUAUGUCAAAUUCAAGACUGUGGGCAAUAACAGCUACACAAGUGAACUUCACCUUACCCGAUUAAAGGGAACAGAAGGAGGCAUUUACACAUUCUUUGUGUCCAAUUCUGAUGCCAGCUCCUCUGUAACGUUCAAUGUCUAUGUGAAAACAAAACCAGAGAUCCUCACUUUGGAUAUACUUAGCAAUGAUAUUCUGCAGUGCGUAGCAGCUGGCUUCCCAGCCCCUACCAUAUACUGGUAUUUUUGCCCAGGGACUGAACAGAGGUGUUUCGAUUCACCAACAGUAUCCCCCAUGGAUGUGAAGAUCAGUUACACCAAUUCCUCAGUGCCGUCCUUCGAAAGGAUCCUGGUUGAGAGCACCAUCAACGUGAGCAUGUUCCGGAGCACCGGCACCGUGUGCUGCGAGGCCUCCAGCAACGGGGACAAGAGUUCUGCUUUUUUCAACUUUGCUAUUAAAGAACAAAUCCGUACCCAUACGCUUUUCACACCUUUGCUGAUAGCKUUUGGAGUAGCUGCAGGACUGAUGUGCAUAAUAGUCAUGAUUCUGGUGUACAUAUAUCUGCAGAAACCGAAAUAUGAAGUUCAGUGGAAAGUUGUUGAAGAAAUAAAUGGGAACAACUAUGUUUACAUAGACCCGACGCAACUUCCUUAUGAUCACAAAUGGGAAUUUCCUAGAAACCGGCUGAGUUUUGGUAAAACUCUCGGUGCUGGAGCUUUUGGAAAGGUUGUCGAAGCCACUGCUUAUGGUCUGUUUAAAUCUGACGCUGCUAUGACAGUGGCAGUAAAAAUGUUGAAGCCAAGUGCCCAUUUAACAGAAAGAGAAGCUUUGAUGUCAGAGCUUAAAGUCCUGAGUUACCUCGGUAACCACAUUAAUAUUGUGAAUCUUCUUGGAGCUUGCACUAUUGGAGGUCCCACUCUGGUGAUUACAGAGUAUUGCUGCUAUGGUGAUCUUUUGAAUUUUCUGAGGCGGAAACGAGAUUCAUUUAUUUGUCCAAAACAUGAAGAGCACACAGAAACGGCAGUUUAUGAGAACUUGUUGCAUCAGACAGAGCCCGCAGCCGAUGUUGUCAAUGAAUACAUGGACAUGAAACCAGGAGUGUCGUAUUCAGUCCCACCAAAAGCUGAUAAAAAAAGACCAGUGAAAUCUGGAUCCUACACUGAUCAGGAUGUUACCCUUUCUAUGUUGGAAGAUGAUGAGCUUGCUCUAGAUGUUGAAGACCUGCUAAGCUUUUCUUACCAGGUGGCAAAGGGCAUGAGCUUCCUUGCCUCCAAAAAUUGCAUUCACAGGGAUCUGGCAGCAAGAAAUAUUCUCCUCACUCAUGGUCGAAUAACAAAAAUCUGUGAYUUUGGCUUGGCAAGAGAUAUAAGGAAUGAUUCAAAUUAUGUGGUCAAAGGAAAUGCCCGACUUCCAGUGAAGUGGAUGGCGCCCGAAAGUAUUUUCAAUUGCGUUUACACCUUUGAAAGUGACGUCUGGUCUUACGGGAUCUUGCUGUGGGAGCUCUUCUCUCUGGGAAGCAGCCCGUAUCCGGGGAUGCCGGUGGACUCCAAGUUCUACAGAAUGAUCAAGGAGGGCUACAGGAUGUUCAGCCCCGAGUGUGCACCGCCUGAAAUGUAUGACAUAAUGAAGAGUUGCUGGGACGCUGAUCCUCUACAGAGACCCACGUUCAAACAGAUCGUCCAGCUGAUUGAGCAGCAGCUUUCGGAUAAUGCCCCCCGGGUUUAUGCAAACUUCUCAACUCCUCCUUCUGGUCAAGGGACCGCUGCGGAUCACUCGGUGCGGAUUAACUCGGUGGGCAGCAGCGCUUCAUCCACCCAGCCCCUCCUGGUACGCGAAGAUGUUUGAGAGAGGAGCUGGUGCCUGGAAGAGGAGGAGCCCGCGUGGAUUCGCUCUUUGAGUUUUGCAGGGAGUGAGAGAGGCAUGGAUGACUUCAAUGAUUUCUCUUCCUUUUACUCACUACUACCACUGUGUAGCUGAAAUGUUGUUGUAAUACUGUCCUUUUACCACACACUGUUACACAUGAACUUAACUCUGCCAAGCACGGUUACAGGCAUCAUUGCAACGUUAACGGAAGCUGUAUAUAUGUUGCUAUAUUGUGUGUAUUUGCAGUAGAGAGCCAGAUCUGAAGAAAAAAAAAAGAAAAAAGAAAAAAGAAAAAAGAAAUCCUGAGCCAGGGUGUGGAAAGAGAUGAAUACACAGAUCAAACCAAAACUGCAGUGGUCCUGCUUGGAUCUCUGCCUGGAAAGCGUUUUGUCAUUUUCUAGUUAACUUCAUUUUGCUGGGUUUAAGAAACAAAUUGAUGUAAAGCUACUUGCUUCACAAGCCCCUUCCACGUGCACCUUUCCCAGGCAGGCAUGGCAGGCUGCAGGCAAUGAAGGUGCUGGACAAGCCAGGACCAGCGAGGGAAGGGAGCAGAUCCCUUGGGCCCUGCCAUGGAAUCUCCUCUGGGAUUGGAACCAGGUGCUAAGAGGGUAGCGCAGACCUCUGCUUUUGCUUCCCACUGCAGAGCCGGAGCUGGAGCCUGGCCGAGGCAGCACUGAGGCUCAGCCACUUCUUUUACUGAUAGUCACRUCCCAAAGUGGUCACCAAAGACAGAUGGGCCCUGCUAGGUUGGUUAAAAUGUGGGAGAGCCGUUUGUAAGAAACUACGUGUGAUGUGCGGAGGAGAGACUGUUAAAUGAGCCGUCUUAUCUAGAGGGAGCAGGAGCAGCAGAUCCUCUCCUGAGGGCCCUUCCUUUAUCUUUCCCUGCCCAGGUGAGUAUUUCCCACAGGCAGGGCAGGAUAGUGCUAUCUGGAGAGGGCUGUUCCCCCCACAUCCCAGGCAUUUCAUCUUCCCAGCUCUGCCCUUGCGCUGGGACUAUAAGGGAGACCAAGUGCUUAGCUGGGGACCAGGGAAUUUCUAAGCAGGACCAAACAAACUCUGCCUUCAGCCUUAUUUUGAAGGCAGGAGGCAUUGGGGUCAGUAUCUGGUUGAGCCUAGGGCUGUGCUGAAGUAUUUCAUAAGCCCUUCCCAUCAUUGCUGGGUCUUCUCUUCCUUCUUUUCCAUCACCUAUAAAUUGGUAAAUGCAUUGAGAGGAGCAUGUCAGAGACAGAGUACUAGUUAAGUACCUAUUUAUUUACAAUGCACUUGAGCACUCUGUAAUUUAUACUUUACCAGGAUUUUCGUUGAGUUUACAUGCAUUUCAAAUGUGUAACUAACUGCCCAAAUGCAAGAUAGUUGUAAAUACACACACUGCUAGUAUAUUUUAGGUUAUAUGGAAUACCACCCUCUUCAUAUGACUGUGCAUUUGGUUUCUUGUUACCGAAAUUUGUCCUUCAGAGCUAGUCAAAAAUCAGCCAUUUGCACUGAACUUACCUAGGCUGUUGCACCUUUCCAAAGUUAGCCAGUUGUUUGGAGGCACUCUUACGCAUACUUGUUGUUGAGCAUUUUCAGUUUAAUGCUAUAAAAGCUCUUUCGUAGUGUGUUGACUUUCAGAGCAACUGUAGACAAACUAGUUGUUAUAAUUAUAGACGUCUCGGUACUUUA
Messenger RNA from Nothoprocta perdicaria, 4530 nucleotides. RefSeq names its product KIT proto-oncogene receptor tyrosine kinase (gene KIT). The transcript is spliced from 21 exons. The record is from RefSeq and is a predicted model, not a curated record. Gene Ontology annotation, molecular function: ATP binding; cytokine binding; transmembrane receptor protein tyrosine kinase activity. Gene Ontology annotation, cellular component: signaling receptor complex. The coding region runs from base 1 to 2850 and encodes 949 amino acids. NCBI's taxonomy places the organism in Eukaryota, Metazoa, Chordata, Aves, Tinamiformes, Tinamidae. Gene Ontology annotation, biological process: positive regulation of cell migration; positive regulation of MAP kinase activity; multicellular organism development.